This is a messenger RNA of Blumeria graminis f. sp. triticale, 207 nucleotides long. The record is from the annotation of a GenBank genome assembly. Lineage: Eukaryota; Fungi; Ascomycota; Leotiomycetes; Helotiales; Erysiphaceae.
GUUGAGGGAAGGGUGAAAGUCCCUAGCGCUAGGGUCUCGAGUGGUAUCAGCCAAUGCACCCACUACACCCACUACACGAGUAGUCUAAAUAUCAGACUGAGUUAUCGUCGUAUAUGGUCGUCGGGGAAGCUGGUCUUCUCUGUGUCAUGUUCUUUGAGAGCAGGGCUUGUGCCCUUCACGAAUAAAAUUUCAUAUUACUACAACUGA